Messenger RNA from Anoplopoma fimbria (sablefish), 1052 nucleotides. RefSeq names its product ankyrin repeat domain-containing protein 46-like. The record is from RefSeq and is a predicted model, not a curated record. Gene Ontology annotation, molecular function: protein binding. Lineage: Eukaryota; Metazoa; Chordata; Actinopteri; Perciformes; Anoplopomatidae.
GCCUCUAGGGGGCGACAGAGGCCGCGCUGUGUUUCCGGCUCAGCAUCACAACAACAGCUGCUAGCAGCGUUAGCUCAAAGGCGAACUGUGUUUUUUUCUGCUAAUUGGGGACAUAUUAACAGGUACGCUGGAAUUUUCUGAUACCCACUCGGACAUGUCCUAUGUCUUCAUCAACGACUCGUCGCAGACCAACGUGCCUCUGCUGCAGGCCUGCAUCGAUGGAGACCUGCCCUUCGCCAAGCGGCUCCUGGAGACGGGAUGCGACCCCAACAUUCGGGACACGGGCCGCACCGGCCUGCACCUAGCCGCCGCCCGGGGGAACGUGGAGAUAUGCCGCCUCCUGCACAAGUUCGGGGCCGAUCUGCUGGCGACUGAUUAUCAAGGAAACACGGCGCUGCAUCUGUGUGGUCAUGUUGAUACCAUACAGUUCCUGGUUUCCAACGGGCUGAAGAUCGACAUCUGCAACCACAACGGCUCCACCCCUCUGGUGCUGGCGAAGAGACGCGGCGUCAACAAGGACGCCAUCCGUCUGCUGGAAGGACUGGAGGAGCAGGAGGUGAAGGGCUUCAACAGAGGACCCCACUCCAAACUGGAGACCAUGCAGAUGGCCGACAGUGAGAGUGCGAUGGAGAGCCACUCCUUACUCAACCCCAACCUGCAGAGCAGCGAGGGGGUCCUGUCCAGCUUCAGGACCACCUGGCAGGAGUUUGUGGAGGACCUGGGCUUCUGGAGGGUGCUGCUGCUGCUGGUGGUCAUCGCCCUGCUGUCCCUGGGCAUCGCCUACUACGUCAGCGGAGUCCUGCCGUUCUCCACCAGCCAGCUGGAGCUGGUGCACUGAGGGAGGAGGCGGCGUGGUGAAGAAGACGCAUGGGUUAUGGGAGGUAGUGGAGUAAGUUCUGCUUUCCGCUGUGUUUAGACCAGAGCAGAAACCCAGAUUUGUGUUUAUUUGCAGCCCAGAUCUUUCUCGUGGUUAUCCAAACACGGAAGCAGCAUAUUGUAUUGUUGGGAAAAGUAUUCUAAAAAAGCAGCGAUCCAAAAGAACAAAACUCUCU